This is a messenger RNA of Stegostoma tigrinum, 1319 nucleotides long. RefSeq names its product epigen-like. Lineage: Eukaryota; Metazoa; Chordata; Chondrichthyes; Orectolobiformes; Stegostomatidae. The coding region runs from base 67 to 576 and encodes 169 amino acids. The transcript is spliced from 5 exons. The record is from RefSeq and is a predicted model, not a curated record. Gene Ontology annotation, biological process: epidermal growth factor receptor signaling pathway; positive regulation of cell population proliferation; positive regulation of mitotic nuclear division.
AGCAACACAACAGAGAGGCAGAGGGAGUGCUCCAGAGACUGAAGUGAAAGUGAGGUGGGAACAAGAAUGGAAUCUGUUACUGGGGGAUCUAUCUUCACAUUAAGUGUAAUUUUUGCCAUGGCUGUUACAGCUAGUGAAGUGACUCAAAUGCCUGUUUCUGAAUCCCUCCACACCCUGGGCUUGUCUGAAAACACAUCAACUACCCUGGAGCCUAUCACAGGAGAGCUCAGAGGUGAUCCCGAGACACCAAGGACAUUGAGAGUGAGACAGCAGUGUUAUGAAGGUGGCCAGAGUUAUUGUAUGAAUGGUGAUUGUAGGUAUCACGAAGAUCAGGAUCAAAUCACCAACUACCGUAUCUGUGUUUGUAAACCAGGCUACAUGGGAGAGAGGUGCGAGCACUUGACACUAACCACCCACACGAGCCUGGAAUCAGAACGAUACCUGUACAUCUCUGUUGCUAUUGGGAUCGGCUUAGUCUUCAGUGGCCUCUCUGUCCUUCUCUAUUACUGCUGUCGAAAUAGAUGUCAGAAAUCCAAGCCAAUCUACAACAAAUGCUCUGUGGAGGCAAGAGUCUGAACUUCUGUGACUGAUGCCGGUGACAAGUGGCAAAAUAAUUGUUGGUGCUUUUAUUGAUGAACAGCGUGGUGCUUUGGUGAAACUUCUUCAACGGCAAGAAUUAACCUACAAGAGAACUCUGUCUAUUUGCGUCAACACACAAACAUGGUGUACCUUCAUAAACUGGCAAGAACUGAGCAAAUUACUGAGCAUCACUUGUUGGAUUUGUGGCCUUGAGUUCCUUAGCCAAUGCGUGAUGUUUAAGAAGAUAAUAUUUCCAUAAUGCUGAGGCUAACUACAGUCUGCACAUCAACUUCAAACAGCAGGCUGACAGGCCAGAACAACCCUAGGCCAGGUUUCCUUUCCUGGUCAUGUUGGUCACAGAAGGAGACUCAGUGUGUCUGACCAGCCAAUCGAGAUUGAAACCAGUUCCCAAACGCUAUCUGAUCGUUCUGCUAGAAAGCCCACUUUUGAGUUUCUGAUGGAUGAGCCUGAUCUCUUGAGGCCCAAGGUUCGAUUUCCAGCUGCCACAUGUCAUCUGACCUCUGUAGGACAGGUCUUGCUUAUCCUGGACUUUGGAGAAAACAGUCAAAGUUCUUACUACAGAAUCCUGAAGAGGGAAAAUGUUACACAACAGGAUCACCAGCAGCCCAGGAGCACUCAAGAUGCUGAGCAAGAGAAAAUGGAAAAAGGGGAGGCCAUUUAGCCCAUCAAGCCGCUUCCCUCCAAAAUGAUCUGUAUCUUAACAGUAGCUACAACCCUUU